AAUGCUUUUUUCUUUUGGCCGGGGAACAAAAACUUCAGAUGCGAGUAUGUGAACGGUUUCUCUGGUGCGAAGAAGCCACCUUUCCUUAUCAAAAGAAAAAAAACCACCUUUUCCUUUCGCUCCGCCUUCUCAUCAGUGGGUGUAACUCGCUCCUCGACUCGCAGCAUCGGCGUCGUCGUUGUAGGAGACAACGAUCGUAGACUUUCAGUAAAUCAGUACAUUCAUUGGAGAGCUCUGCAAGGUGCAGCAGACCCCACUAUGAAUACACAUGAUUGGAGGGCUCAAUUACUGCCUCAUAUUCGCCAAAUAAAAGUCAAUGAAAUAACGAGCAAAUUAAAGAUGUGUCAGUCUGAUGGUGAUGAUGAUGAAUCACUUGAUGUUCAGAAAUUUUCUCAGAGUGUUGAGCAGAAGAUUUAUGCUGGUGCAGCAAGCCAGGAGGAUUAUUUACAGAAAAUAUCUUCCAUGAUGCGGUUAAUUGAUCGUACUGCAUGGAGGGCUCAACUGUAUCCUGACAGUCGCCAAAGAAUUGUCAACAAAAUAACGGACACAUUAAAAAGACAUCUUCCGUGGGCUGGAGAAGAGGGAUUAGCUGAACUUCGUAGAAUUGCUGUCAGAUUUGAGGAGAGGAUUUAUAAUACAGCAACAAGCCAGCCUGAUUAUCUUCGGAAAAUAUCCUUGAAGAUGCUGACAAUGGAAAAUAGAGGCCAGAACACCGUUGCAAACUUUAUGUCUCCAGACUUUGUUGGCAAUGGGAAUGGAUCUUCGGAUGCAGGUUCUGUUAGCGGGGGCUCAAGUGCUAGAAAGGCAGGUCGCGUUACCAGAGGUGGAGAGAGAAAUGCUGCAGUAAGACAGUGUGAGAGAAAACGGAAGCAACCGCAGUACCUAGCUGACUUUGUCACUUAUUGAUAGCUCCUCUGUUAUAUACUCAUUUCCUCAUGCCACUGCAAAUAAUGUGGACCAAAUGUUUGUUAUGUCUAUAUGCCAUUAUUUCGGUUGUAGUGUUUUAUGUGUACUGUAGUCUGUUGUUUGGCACAUAUUGCCUUGUAAGGCCUUUGUUAUAAUGUGGAGGAAUGCUUGAAUAAGACUUAAGGCCCCGUUUGGAUUCACA
This is a messenger RNA of Neltuma alba, 1108 nucleotides long. Its product is annotated as mediator of RNA polymerase II transcription subunit 15a-like. Gene Ontology annotation, molecular function: transcription coactivator activity; chromatin DNA binding. Lineage: Eukaryota; Viridiplantae; Streptophyta; Magnoliopsida; Fabales; Fabaceae. The record is from RefSeq and is a predicted model, not a curated record. The transcript is spliced from 8 exons. Gene Ontology annotation, biological process: regulation of DNA-templated transcription. The coding region runs from base 259 to 906 and encodes 215 amino acids.